AUGCAUCAUAUUCUAACAAUCACAUUCAUCUCCCUUUUCUGCCUCCUCCAAGCCGCAAUCCCGCAAAACCAGCUCCUCAAGGAAGACUACAAAGACCAGGAUUACGAGGGCAAAAAUGACGUCAUCGGGGUUAUACCCGGAAAGAUUCAAAAAAUUGACCAGAUUGACCCGUCCUUCUACGAAGACAUCGAGGCGAAAGAGGUUGAAGAGCUGCCCACACCGCCAAUGCUGUAUCCGAAGUUCAACGCCAAGCUCGAUUCGGUGAAGACGUCGCACCUGUUCGCCAAACUAAAGGGGCUGAACCGCCUUCCCGUCUCGUUUGAUGCCGUCGAAGAGUUGCCGAGCAGCUCGGAAAUCCUUGAA
This is a messenger RNA of Mesorhabditis spiculigera, 363 nucleotides long. NCBI's taxonomy places the organism in Eukaryota, Metazoa, Nematoda, Chromadorea, Rhabditida, Rhabditidae. The record is from the annotation of a GenBank genome assembly.